Molecule: messenger RNA, 2945 nt
Organism: Chlamydomonas reinhardtii
Lineage: Eukaryota; Viridiplantae; Chlorophyta; Chlorophyceae; Chlamydomonadales; Chlamydomonadaceae
Exons: 13
Coding region: 739-2403 (554 amino acids)
Biological process (GO): intraciliary anterograde transport; intraciliary transport involved in cilium assembly
Cellular component (GO): ciliary base; intraciliary transport particle B; ciliary basal body
Molecular function (GO): intraciliary transport particle B binding; protein binding
Source: RefSeq, a predicted model, not a curated record
GUAGUCGGCAGAAGUCCAGAAGUCUGGAGUCCCACGUGAUCGGUACAUCGAACUGUCUUUUGGCUGCGUCAACUUUACCCUUAAAGUUGGACCUGGCUGCGCCGCCAUGUACGUGUGCCUGUGAUCUCCGCACGCGGCCUGGUGGUGUAUCAUAUAACCUCUUCGGACAUUGAACCAGCAUUGCACAUCUCAGCGACGUCAUGUGGUUCACUCUGCAGACUGCCCAGCCGCAAUUCGAUUGGACGCGCACCACUGCACGCACGGAAGGACAAGCUCUUCCAUUACAACGGUUUCCAGCAUAGACAUCAUUAAAAUAAUGCCAAUUCAUUGAAACUGUAGAAACGUCGAUCUGUGUCCAGGUGUUUUUGAAUCGGCUGGCGCGCGCUCGAGCAUCUCUAGCCGUUACGCUCCGCUUUAUCUGCCGUAAGCCCAUCCAAACUAGUGGCCUGAUAUCUAGGUAAAAUGUGUGCUAGUAUUCCCUGACUACGGACAUGCAAGGGGUCCCUCCUGUCGGGAGGGUAAUGCAAGCGUACGCGGGUAUCACACGCGGGCGGGCCGGUUCAACAUGAUCCGAACUGCGCCCUCUGAGGAGUUAUUAUAAUAGUCAUAGAAGAGCUUGCAGCUGUGUUCAUAUAUAUCCCACUGACCUACGUGUUCUGACCACUUGAAACAGCAUCGAAGCUUUUUUUUGCAGAGGCCUCGGUCGGGCGGCCGCGUCGCCUGUAGGUCAACGACAAAAUGUUCUACAGCAAGUCCAGACCACAGCAUGCGGCCCGCACCAACGUCGCGCAGGCCGCGGCUAAUGAAAAGCCAAAGGUGCCAGAGCUGGAGGAGUUCCUCACGAAGCGCGAUUAUCUGGGUGCUAUCGCACUGCUUUCGUUUAGACGUCACGCCAACCGGAACGACCUGAAGAACCUCGAAUGGCUAGCAUACUGCUACUUCCAUUACGGGGAACACGACAAGGCCCUAGUAAUCUACAAGGAGCUGUUGCAGCACGAGGACCCGGACCCGAUGUUUUUCGUGUACUCGGCAGCAUGCCUGUACUACAUGGGCAUGUAUAAGGAGGCGGAGGAGCAGGCGCUGCAGGGCCCCAAGUGCGCGCUGCAGACGCGCAUCCUGUUCCACAGCGCCCAGCGGCAGGGCAACGACGACAAGCUGAUGGCCUACCACGGCCAGCUCACGGACUCCAUUGAGGACCAGCUCACACUCGCCAGCAUCCACUACCAGCGCAGCCACUUCCAGGAGGCCACGGACAUCUACAAGCGGCUGCUGCUGGAGCACCGCGACUACCUGGCGCUCAACGUGUACGUGGCCCUGUGCUACUGCAAGCUGGACUACUACGACGUGUCGCUGGAGAUCCUGGGCGUGUACCUGUCCGCCUUCCCCGACUCCGCCAUCGCCGUCAACCUCAAGGCCUGCAACCACUUCCGCAUGUACAACGGCAAGGCGGCUGAGGCGGAGCUGAAGACGCUGGCGGAGCUGAGCGGCGGCCAGCACCUGGACCACGACCUCAUCCGACACAACCUGGUGGUGUUCAGGGGCGGAGAGAACGCGCUGCAGGUGCUUCCCCCCCUGUCCGACAUCCCUCCCGAGGCGCGUCUGAACCUGGUGAUCCACCACCUGCGCCACCACGAGGUGGGCGAGGCCUUUGGGCUGAUCAAGGACAUGGAGCCCUCCACGCCGCCCGAGUUCAUCCUCAAGGCGGUGGUGCACGCCAUGCUGGGCCAGGUGAAGGGCGACCCCGAGCACCUGAAGAAGGCGCAGCAGUACUACCAGCUGGUGGGCGCCAGCGCCAGCGAGUGCGACACCAUACCCGGCCGCCAGUGCAUGGCCAGCUGCUUCUUCCUGCUCAAGCAGUUCGAGGACGUGCUGGUGUUCCUGUCGUCCAUCAAGACCUACUUCCUCAACGACGACGACUUCAACUGGAACCUGGGCAUCGCCAAGGCCGCUACGGGCAAGUACAAGGAGGCUGAGGAGACGCUGUUGCAGAUCGCCAACGACAAGUACCGCAACGAGUACACCUACACCUCCUGGCUGGCGCGCUGCUACAUCAUGAACGGCAAGGCGCGCCUGGCCUGGGAACGGUACCUGCAGCUGGAGACCAACGACGAGUCGUACCAGCUGCUGCUGCUGAUCGCCAACGACUGCUACAAGAUGGGCGCCUUCUACUUCGCGUGCAAGGCGUUCGACGUGCUGGAGCGGCUGGACCCGGCGCCCGAGUACCUGGAGGGCAAGAAGGGCGCUGCGUGCGGCGCCUUCCAGAUGAUCGUGGCGGGCAAGGAGCCCAAGGACCUGCUGCGCGACGUGAUCAGCCUGCUGCGCGGCAACAACAGCGCCGACCAGUGCGAGCCCAUCGUGGCGGUCAUGCGCAAGUGGGCCAAGAACAACGGCGUCAAGCUGUGAGCGGGAGCGGGAGGCGGGGUGUUUUGAGGGCGGAGACGGAGGAGGAGGACGAGGAGGAGGAGGAGGGGCAUGAAGGGAGUGCAGCAAGGAGGAGGAGGAAGGUACGGUAAAGGAAUGGGUUGAGGAUGGGGAGCCGCGGCGGAGCUUGGAGCUGCUGAAAUGCCCGGCUAUGCGGCGCGCGUGCUUGCGGGCGCGGAAUGAUCGGGGAGGUGUCUCCGACGCUGACACAGCGUUAGUUGGAGGAGCGCUUGCCGAAAGGUGUACAUAGCAGUGAUCUAAACUUGACGCACAGACGAUGACUGGUGACGACGAGCAAGAUGAGGAGGAGUUUAUUAGGUGCUGGUGGCCGUGUGCCAGGCACGGACACGUGGCGCCCUUGUUUCGCGGCGGUGCGGCGCUGAAAAGCGCCUCUGCACGCGCCCUCAGUAGUGACUUUCGGUGAUGGGCGAGGCGGUGGCCGGCGGCCUGAUACGGUACUGAAGACUCUGAGUUACAGGCGGCACGGGGCAGUUACAGGAACGCUCAUGUAACGACUGCCAAUC